Messenger RNA from Arabidopsis thaliana (thale cress), 1152 nucleotides. RefSeq names its product Galactose oxidase/kelch repeat superfamily protein. Bases 1 to 1152 code for a protein of 383 amino acids. The record is from RefSeq and is marked reviewed. NCBI's taxonomy places the organism in Eukaryota, Viridiplantae, Streptophyta, Magnoliopsida, Brassicales, Brassicaceae. The transcript has a single exon.
AUGGAAUAUGGAGAAGAGCCCCCGAUUAAAAGAACUAGAAGAAGUUUUCUAAUGCUUCCUGAUGAUUUGGUAUUAAACUGCUUAGCUCGCAUCUCAAGAUUACAUUAUCCAACUCUCUCAUUAGUCUCCAAAACAUUUCGCUCUCUUCUUGCUUCAACGGAGCUUUACCAAACCCGAAUCCUCUUAGGCCGAACCGAGAGUUGUCUUUACGCGUGCUUACGACUCCGUACCGAUUCUGAACUACUACAUUGGUUCAUUCUGUGCCACAGACCACAUAGCUCCAAAAACGUUUUGGUUCCGAUUUCAUCUCCCAGUUUUACCUCCCCAUCCCUGCCGGGUGUUGUAGUGGUUGGUCCUGAUGUAUAUGCCAUUGGCGGUGGAUCAAAGAAUAAAAACGUUUCGAUAUAUGCCACUGGAUCAAAGACUUAUAACGCUUUGUCUAGCGUUAUGAUUAUGAACUCUCGUUCUCACACAUGGCAUGAAGCUCCAAGCAUGCGGGUGGGCCGUGUGUUUCCAUCUGCUUGUACUCUUGAUGGGAGAAUAUAUGUUACGGGAGGCUGCGACAAUCUCGAUACAAUGAACUGGAUGGAGAUUUUUGAUACGAAGACUCAAACUUGGGAGUUUCUACAGAUCCCUAGCGAGGAGAUAUGCAAAGGCUCUGAGUACUUAAGCGUAAGUUAUCAAGGAACCGUCUAUGUGAAGUCUGAUGAAAAAGAUGUGACUUACAAGAUGCAUAAAGGUAAAUGGAGAGAGGCAGACAUAUGUAUGAAUAAUGGAUGGAGUCUGUCGUCAUCAUCAUCUUAUUGUGUGGUAGAGAACGUGUUCUACCGUUACUGUGAGGGGGAGAUACGUUGGUAUGACCUCAAGAAUAGAGCAUGGACAAUUUUGAAGGGCUUGGGAAGAUUGCCUAGUUUGCCUACUUCUCAUUCAAAUGUUAAAUUGGCGGAUCAUGGUGGAAAAAUGGCGAUUUCUUGGGAGGAGUAUAUGUUUGUUGAUAGGGAAAAAAAGAUUUGGUGUGCGGAAAUUGCGAUUGAAAAACACCAAAAUGGGGAAAUUUGGGGAACGCUUGAGUGGUUUGACAAUGUGUUUAUAUCCAAAACGCCAAACGGUUAUGUGGGUUUAGUGCAUGCUCUUACUGCUACGGUUUGGUGA